Messenger RNA from Chenopodium quinoa (quinoa), 1064 nucleotides. Its product is annotated as U-box domain-containing protein 33-like. Bases 471 to 1064 code for a protein of 197 amino acids. NCBI's taxonomy places the organism in Eukaryota, Viridiplantae, Streptophyta, Magnoliopsida, Caryophyllales, Amaranthaceae. The transcript is spliced from 5 exons. The record is from RefSeq and is a predicted model, not a curated record.
AAUUAUAUCAAAUUCAAAGUUAUCAUCUAAAAAAGUUAAAAAGUUAUUUAAAAUUAGCUAAAAAUUACCUUGAAUGUAAUCCACUCGUAAUAUUAUCGUAGAUCGAGUGUAUACAAAUUUUUUUCUUUUUCUUACUAGUUAUAGUAAUCACCUUUCUGAAAAAAAAAUAAAAAAAAAUUAUACUAGUAAUCAAACUGUGAAAAAGAAUCCUAAGUAAAAAAGAAAAAAGUUACUCUGUUGACCGUGUAAUAGUUUAGUAACUUUUAUAGUUCUAUAUCAUCACAAAAUUUAAACCCUAAUUUACUGCGAAUUCGGAAACUCAAUUGAUCAUCUUUGGUGUUCAAUUCAGUUAAAUUUUACCAAGUUUUUGUCUUUAGAUUACAAUCUCAGCCCUAAUUCUUCUGUAUUUUUGCAGAAUUGUUUCGUCUCAGAAUUAAUUACAAGAUUACAGAGCAUGCAUUAGAGAAAUUAUGGAGAAAAAAUUAUACAUAGCAAUUGGGAAAAACAAUGAAAUACGAUCAACCUUAUUUUGGGCUUAUAAUAAUUUUUUAAACGGGAAGACAAAUCUUACAAUUUGUCUUAUUCAUGUUCAUGUUCCUACCCAAAUCAGAUGUUCUCCUAGAAAGGAUUUUCCAGCUUCUGUUAUGGCAAUCAGAGAAGUCGAGGACAAAUUGUAUAAAGAAUUGGAAAGACAAGAGGUGGAAAAUAUGUUAGAUAAAUAUGUUCAGAUAAUUAUAAGUUUUCAGGUUCCGUCUGAAAAAAUCUAUAUCGAAAAGGAGUCUGUAGCUGAUGGAAUAUUGGAACUCAUAUCUCAGUUAGGGAUACAGAAAUUGGUUAUGGGUGCAGGAGCUAACAGCAGAUUUGUGGGGAGUUCAACAAAACCCGCCUCAAGAAAGUCUAAUUACGUGCUUCAACAUGCUCCUGAUUUCUGUCAUAUCUUCUUUGUAUCUGAGGCUCGUCUAAUCUAUGCAAGCUUCAAAUCUCUUGAAUUGACUUGUUUGUAUGGUAUCACAAAUAUACUUACUGGCUACAAGAUUGAUAUCGAGGAGGGAUUCUUUGGGUGA